This is a messenger RNA of Conger conger (European conger), 1243 nucleotides long. It is a transcript of the gene gamt, whose product is annotated as guanidinoacetate N-methyltransferase. Gene Ontology annotation, molecular function: guanidinoacetate N-methyltransferase activity. Gene Ontology annotation, cellular component: cytoplasm; nucleus. Gene Ontology annotation, biological process: creatine biosynthetic process. Bases 129 to 833 code for a protein of 234 amino acids. The transcript is spliced from 6 exons. Lineage: Eukaryota; Metazoa; Chordata; Actinopteri; Anguilliformes; Congridae. The record is from RefSeq and is a predicted model, not a curated record.
UGUUCCGCCCCCUUUUCUCCAAAUUGCAUAGCAUACAUAGACGCACGGUUGCCCUCCUCCUUUCGUCGGCUGCCAGCUACAUAAACGCACCUCGGGUUAUAACGAUUCCAGUUUGCCUACCGUUUACAAUGAGUACAGCACAACCUAUAUUUUCCAAGGGGGAAAACUGCAAGCCAGUAUGGACGGACGCGAACGCUCAAUACGACGACACCGACACCCACCUCGAAAUUAUGGGGAAGCCGGUGAUGGAACGCUGGGAGACGCCGUACAUGCACGAGCUUGCCACGGUUGCAGCUUCCAAAGGGGGCCGGGUUCUUGAGAUAGGGUUUGGCAUGGCCAUCGCUGCGACAAAGAUCGAGUCUUAUCCGAUUGAGGAGCAUUGGAUAAUCGAGUGCAACGACGGGGUCUUCCAGAGGCUGGAAGAGUGGGCCAAGGCACAGCCACACAAAGUAGUUCCCCUGAAAGGUUUAUGGGAAGAAGUUGUACCAACACUGCCCGAUGGACACUUUGAUGGAAUUCUGUAUGACACCUAUCCUCUAUCGGAAGACACCUGGCACACACAUCAAUUCAACUUCAUCAAGGCCCAUGCCAACAGGCUACUGAAACCCAACGGAGUUCUGACCUACUGCAACUUGACAUCUUGGGGCGAGUUACUGAAGUCUAAAUAUGAUAACAUUGAGACCAUGUUCCAGGAGACUCAGGUGCCUCAACUCAUUGAGGCAGGCUUCAAGAAGGAGAAGAUUAGCACCACCUUACUGGACAUCAUUCCUCCAUCUGAGUGUAAAUACUAUUCCUUCCACAAGAUGAUCACUCCCACAGUCGUAAAGUCAUAAGGAUGAAAAAACAAUGUUGCCUUACAUUUGUAACUAUCCAAAGCCCCCUUUUCCAUCUACCAUCUUCCAUAACUACCUGCUAGUGCCUGAGCCACCAAAGUGUCUGUACCAUGAUAAGCUGUAGUAAUGUUGUCAGACCUACAAUCUCGCAAUUCAGUGAGUGAUCCUUUGGAUUAACGAGAGUCUUAAUAAGUCCUUUAUCUUUUACUUGAGCAUGAACAAGUAGCUGUUCUAGUCCAGUUGUUGAAAAUCAUACUGCAUUUCUAAAUGUUUCCUUUUUUAAAAUUUGGUCUAACCCACUAUGAGUCUCCAUGGUAACCAUGAAGUCAACCAUUUCCUGGUUUGGUACUUUGCACUACUAAUACGGAUGUUACACUGUAAUAUAGAACAAAUAAAUGACUUAAAACGAA